UCUAAUUGCGAACGAAAAACUCAAAGGACAAUGCAAGCUGCCCUACUAAUUCGCCGAAGCUGAUAAGAUUACAACAGUACCGCUGAUAACAGCAAGUGAUAAAGCAAACGAACCAGUGACGACCCACCUGUUAACAAAAACGGACAAAAACAUUGUCAGUGAAACCGAAAUAGAUAAGUAAAGUGUUUUUAAGGAAUAAAGUGAUUCAGUGACAAUGGUCUCCGUUCAGACGAUCGCCACUAUCGUGGUGAAAGUAUUUAAAAUUGUUUUAAAUAUAGUCAUUUUAGUGUUAUACCGUACGGGGUACAAUGGCGAGUUCCUGGGAGUGGGGGGGACGUGGAACCUCAACGAGGAGAAGAACCCGGAUGCUGAGAUCGUGGCUUCGGGUGUGAUUGUGGGGUACCUCAUAUAUACCCUGGUGCAGGUCGUCACGUAUCUGUUUGGUACUACUGAGCAUAAGAGGGCCCUCUCUGAGAUAGUGAUGAACUUCGUGGGCGUGUUCCUGUGGCUGGCCGUGGGCGCCGUGGCGCUGCACUACUGGGGUGGCUACCAGGGGGAGCACCAGUUCCAAUUCGUCUUCGUAGAGAAACAAGUCGGUUUAGCGGUUGGAGCUCUAUGUGUGAUCCAGGGAGCAGUCUACCUCCUGGACACGGCGCUAUCCGUCAUACACUUCUCCAAAGAAAUGUAACUUAAGCCUUAGUUAUGAAUUGUGUAAAAACUGGAGUUCAUAUACUCCGGCAGCUUGGUCACCAUCUCGCCCGGCUCCAAGGAGUUCCUUUGCGUCGAUCUGUACGCCGUCAAAAUUGCGCCUCUCACGGAAAACGUAUCGGAGUACGGGGGCGGAGCGCGCGUAGUGUGGGCCAUGUCGGGCGACCGGGAGGCGGAGGCGCAGGCCAAGAAGGACGAGGGCUCCGGCAGCGAGCGGGACACGCGCGCCGCAGCCGCGCUCAAGCGCAACUGGUGCGUGGGCCUGCGGGCUGUCGAGCUGGUAUUAGCAGUGAUCGCGAUCGGGCUAAUCAUCAGCGCGCUGUACUGGCCUCAGGUGGUCAGCAGCGACCACCGACACAUCGCACUCAUCUACUCCACAUAUUCCAGUUUCAUAAUAAUAACAGGGGUGUUGAUAAUCGCGCGCCUGUUCGGCGAGUCGGCUGGCUGGCGGACCUCGCUGGCCUUCUCCAUCAUCGGAGUCAUCAUGUUCACCGCCGCCGCGGCUGUCAUUUUCUAUGAUUGGCACAGGUCAUACUACGCCAAUGUCCGACCAAACAAGGCUUCAUACGACCUGCUCAUAUCGUCAGGCGUGUUUGCCAUCAUCGACGCAGCGGUAUUCCUCGUACACGCUUUUCUCACCUUUAGGAAGGAAGCAGAUUAUUAAACCCACGUCAAUGUCACAGAUAAUACAAUAUUUAUCGUCACGUCAUAAAAUUUGCACAGAUUAUACAUAGGCAUUAUUUACAUUAAGAUUUAUUAAGUUAGAACAUUUAUCACUUUUUGUUUACUCCAAAGUAUGAAUUGUAAACGUUAUAUUUGUAUUAUGAAUAAGAUAGCUAUAAUGUAUGUAAAUAAGUUAUAAUGUUGUCCUGGAGAGUAGCUUUGUAUAGAACAUAGUAAGUAUUAUACAUAAAUAUUGUCCCAAGAGCAGCUACAUUUUACGGCCGAAGUGCAAGAAUCUUAGAUAUUAAUGCACUCAUUAUUUUAGGUUUAAUUUUCAAUUACUGGAACAUUCCCGUGUACUAUACUCUAGUGUUAGUCUUUAUUUUUAGCCCUUACGAAUAAAACCACCGCCAAUUCUUUUUACUUUUAAUAUAGUAAAUGCACGAUAAGAUUAGUUUUAAGAUAUCGUAAAACAUGUUUAUAUUUUAAUUAGUUAAAGCUUUAUUUAAGUUUAUAAAUGAAAAUAGGGAAACCAAAGCAGUAAUCAGUAUCCGUCCAGUGGUAGAUAAGUUUCAUUUAUAUGCCUAUCAUCUAUCCUCCUAAAACAUUUAACGAAGGAAAAAAAGAAAUUAAGAACCUUCUAAGUUUAUGCGAAUUUUGGUGAUAAAAUUAUUAGAAACAAAUAAAACAUAUUAUUUAAAAUAUAAAAAAUUGAAUUUAAUAAAGAAGUACCUAAUUAAAUGUUUUGGUUCCUUAUCUAUUGCCCUUCUGUUCUCUAUGAAAGAUCUUAUAGAUUUAAUUGUUGCAAAUUCCCGCGCUUUUUAUUAACAUUUAUUUUUUCGACUAACAUUUUAUUAAUAUAACGAGAUUUUAUUUUAAUUAUAGAGUAAGUUUAUUAUAGCAAUGAUAAGUUAUGCUUUUGCGAUUGAUGUAACAUAUUUUAAUAUAUUCGGCGCUAAUGUUACCUUAUCUGCAGUAAUAUACGGAAGGUACUCGCGUAACAUAGACAUAAUUAUUUAUUAAUUACUUAUUAUACACAGAACUUCGGUUCUAUAAUGUAUUAUGUAAAGAUACUGUUAUAUAUUGUAUUGAUAUGAUUUAAGACAUGUAUUCGUUGAAUUUUUAUUAAUAAAUACUACCUACAUCGCAAUU
Messenger RNA from Colias croceus (clouded yellow), 2523 nucleotides. RefSeq lists its product as uncharacterized. Gene Ontology annotation, biological process: septate junction assembly. The record is from RefSeq and is a predicted model, not a curated record. Lineage: Eukaryota; Metazoa; Arthropoda; Insecta; Lepidoptera; Pieridae. The transcript is spliced from 9 exons.